Molecule: messenger RNA, 624 nt
Organism: Blepharisma stoltei
Lineage: Eukaryota; Ciliophora; Heterotrichea; Heterotrichida; Blepharismidae
Source: the annotation of a GenBank genome assembly
AUGAACCAAGAAAGAGGGAGAGUUUACAAAGACAAGCUUGACCAAAUUUCCAACGAAUACGCAUCUCUACACUCAAUUUUCAAAAAACUCAUCAAAAGCGAAGAAGAAAGCCUUGAAAACCAUCUCGAAUUCCAACAAAAAUGACAAGAAGUUGCCGAACUUGAACGCCACAAUGACCUUGCCAAUGUAUUUUUAGGCUACUCAAACUCUUUAAAAGCCAAAGAAAGCGCGCACACUGAAAGCCUCGGAAUUCUCAAAGACUAUAUCCAAGACGCCUUAAGAAUUGCCUCCCUAAAAAUAAAGCAGCAAAAAAGAUCUCUAUCCAGGCGCGAAAACCGCGAAAAAACGGCCCAAGAAAGGUCCAAAUCCCUACAAAAAACUGUGAAUUCUGAAGAAAUCAAUAAAGAAAACGAAGAAAAUGAAAAAGAGCUCAAAAUGAUGAAUGAAGAAACACAAAGAAACAUUAAAGAGUUCGAAAACAGGCAUGUAAAUGACAUUAAACAAGUUUUACUGCAUCUAAUGAACGCAGAAAUGUUCCACCAUUCAGUCGCUUUACAACAACUGACGAAUUUAUUGCCGCUGGUACAGAAUAUUGACCCUGAAAAUUUGCCUAAGGAUAUUUAA